CGGCGCUUCCUGUGACGUCAUCGCGCUCCGACGUCCAUAAUGGACUUGCAGCUGUUCAGUGACAAACAAUAACAAGAGCAGCGAGCGAGCGAGAGAGCGGCUUCCGUGUCUGUAAUCGCGCUGGUAUUAUUAAAAGCCCGUGAGGCAUCUCGACUCUGACAUUGUCGGCGAGGAAAACUCUGGCCUCCGCUGCCUCUUCCUCCGACUCGGACACCGGCGGAGCUUCGCCGCCCCCGCGGAAGAAAAGCCGAGUCUCGGCGGCGGAGGGAGCAGGAGAGAGCGGGGCUUCUGUUACCGGAAUCACGGGCCUCUCUGCGGCGUCUCUCCCAACCCCCCACCAGCACUCGGCCAUCCGCCUCAACAACAGCUCGCAGUCGCGCAGAUCCGCCUCUGCAAACGCGGUUAAUAACAUGCAGGCCAACGGGACGGGAGGCCAGGAGCCGGAGCCGCAGAUGUCUUGCAGGAACGGGGAGUCCUCGUCGUCCGUCGCGGGAGCCGUGCACUCAAACGGGCUGAUGCCCUCCGCGAAUAACGGGCUGCCGUCCACCGAGAGCCCGGAGCCGGACAGCAGCGUGAAGAAGAAGAAGAGACUGUCCCAGAGCGACGAGGACGUGAUCAGGCUCAUCGGACAACAUCUACACGGGUUAGGACUCAAUCAAACGGUGGACCUGUUGAUGCAGGAAUCGGGCUGUAGACUUGAGCAUCCGGCUGCUACCAAGUUUCGUAAUCAUGUGAUGGAGGGAGAGUGGGAAAAGGCUGAGAGUGACCUCAACGAGCUGAAAGCACUGAUGCAUUCACCGAGCGCUGUGGUGGUAAGAGUCCAAACUCCUCUCAACAUCUCCACCAUCAGUUUGAUGAAUCUUCUCAAUGUGAUUUUGCCCUGUGUUGUUCAGCGGAUGAAGUUCUUGCUCCUGCAACAGAAGUAUCUGGAGUAUCUGGAGGACGGGAAGGUUCUCGAAGCACUCCAGGUCCUCCGAGCCGAGCUCACGCCGCUGAAGUACAACACCGAACGAAUCCACAUCCUCAGCGGGUACCUGAUGUGCAGUAACUCUGAUGACCUGCGUGCUAAAGCCGAGUGGGAGGGGAAAGGGACGGCCUCACGAUCCAAACUCCUCGACAAGCUUCAGACGUACUUGCCCCCGUCCGUGAUGCUGCCGCCCCGGCGCCUGCAGACUCUGUUGCGUCAGGCAGUGGAGCUGCAGAGAGAUCGCUGUCUCUACCACAACACCAAGCUGGACAGUGGACUGGACAGUGUGUCUCUGCUCAUAGACCACGUGUGCAGCAGGAAACAGUUCCCCUGCUACACCCAGCAGAUCCUGACCGAGCACUGCAAUGAAGUCUGGUUCUGCAAGUUCUCCAACGACGGCACCAAACUGGCCUCGGGAUCCAAAGACACAACAGUCAUUAUAUGGCAGGUUGACCCCGACACGCACCUGCUCAAGCAGCUGAAGACGUUGGAGGGUCAUGCCUAUGGGGUUUCCUAUCUGGCCUGGAGCCCGGAUGACACGUAUCUGAUAGCCUGUGGGCCGGACGACUGCUCUGAGCUCUGGCUCUGGAACGUACAGACAGGGGAACUGAGAACCAAAAUGAGCCAGUCCCAUGAGGACAGCCUGACCAGCGUGGCCUGGAAUCCAGACGGCAAGCGCUUUGUUACCGGAGGUCAGAGAGGCCAGUUCUACCAGUGUGAUCUGGACGGGAACUUGCUGGACUCCUGGGAGGGUGUUCGUGUGCAGUGUCUGUGGUGUUUGAAUGACGGUCGAACAGUGCUGGCCUCUGAUACACACCAGCGCAUCCGUGGAUACAACUUCGAAGAUCUGACUGACAGGAACAUAGUUCAAGAAGACCACCCUGUAAUGUCCUUCACCGUGUCAAAGAAUGGAAGAUUAGCUCUGUUAAAUGUCGCAACUCAGGGAGUUCAUCUGUGGGACCUGCAGGACCGGGUAUUAGUCAGGAAGUACCAAGGUGUGACUCAGGGCUUCUACACCAUCCACUCCUGUUUUGGCGGCUACAACGAAGACUUUAUUGCGAGUGGCAGUGAAGACCACAAAGUUUACAUCUGGCACAAGCGCAGCGAGCUGCCCAUCGCCGAGCUGACGGGCCACACGCGCACCGUGAACUGCGUGAGCUGGAACCCAGUUCUGCCGGGCCUGAUGGCCAGCGCCUCGGAUGACGGCACCAUACGGGUCUGGGGUCCCGCCCCCUUUCUGGACUCCCAGGAGCCCGAGGGCCUAACUGGUAUGAACCUCCUCGUCUGACUGGAAUAUGCUCCUAGUUUGAUAAUGCUUUAGCAUGGACAGUUGAUGUUGACUCUGGAGCAGAUGUCCACUUUGGAAAACAUACAGUGAGACACACUAUAGACUCUGUGAAUGAAGAAAUGAAAAUUGAAGUAAAUCGUACGGCAGAUGGAUGUUAUUUCCCCACGCCGUUUCACUCGAACAACAUGAAGCCGGCUGCUGCCCUCAAACAUCUGACUUCAAAUCCCAAUCGGACACGCCCCUCUUCGGCCUAAGCCCCUCCUCCUCCUUUCUACACUGCAUCCUGAGUGGACGACUGCCUCCUGAACCCACAUGCGCACACAAACACACACACACACACACACGGACAAACAACGUUAUUUAUUGCGGCUUUAAUUUAUUAUUGUGAAUGAAUCAAGGCCACAGGCUUGCUUUGUGUUCUGUACAAUAUUCACUCAGCCAAGGGGACAAAAAAAAAAUGCUUUUCCGGCAUGUGCGAACUUCUCCUCGGUCUCAAAGACGCACGUGUUAACGGAGAGCAAACAAAUCAUAUCCUUAUUUUUCAGCAUGAACUUCUUUAAGCCAAUUUGUAUGCUUGAAAGUAAGUGUCUUCACCAGCAGAGAUAUAAGAUAUCGUUUUCCUUUCCCUCUGUGACCCACCACAUUUUUAAAUGACUGAAUUUACUGGCAUUUUUAACAGCUAGAUAUUCAUUUUGAUUAGAAAAUUCCAACCAUGACCCCGA
Molecule: messenger RNA, 2977 nt
Organism: Rhinichthys klamathensis goyatoka
Lineage: Eukaryota; Metazoa; Chordata; Actinopteri; Cypriniformes; Leuciscidae
Gene: wdr26a
Product: WD repeat domain 26a
Exons: 13
Coding region: 411-2255 (614 amino acids)
Biological process (GO): proteasome-mediated ubiquitin-dependent protein catabolic process
Cellular component (GO): GID complex
Molecular function (GO): protein binding
Source: RefSeq, a predicted model, not a curated record